UACUCACUUUUUAAAAUAGGGAUCUUCUGAUCUUGAGGAUUACUUACUUUAAUUUUUUUUUACAAAACUCAAUACAUAAAUAUAUUAGCAAUUAAACAGGUUUUUUGUUGGAAGGAUUUCAAGGAAAAAUAUUGAAUGAUGGUAGAGGCAGCUAUUUCAUCUCCUUUUCAGAGUGAAUGAGUGAUACACAGAAACAGCGAGAGAGACUGUGCAUGUGUGUCAGUGACAAUGAAAUGUUUCCUUUCCUUUCUUUUCUGCUGUAUUGUUGAAAGGACGUCCUGAGCUUUUCAGUCUUCAUUUAUGAAUGCUCUUUGCGUGACUGAAAGCAGUAGGUGACAGUUUUCUUAAAAGACUUUCUGAAAGAUUUGGUUUCUUGCCCAAAGUAUUAUUGUCUAAAGGUUACAGAAUAUUAUUUACAGUAACCACAAACAUACUAUUGUUAUUUUAAGUAAUAUUCUAGAUUUACUCUUUUUUUAAGUCGGAGAAAUGCUGAAACUGCAUUUCCCAGAGUGCAUGAGGGUGUUCUAGCCUGAUUAGUCAGCUGACCUGGAUUGUGAAAUAUUCCUUAUUUCCUGUUCAGCAUUAAUGGACAUGGCUUGUGUGUAUGAGUGUCCUUUCUUUCCUUUGUCAGAACUUAAAAGGGAGCUUUAAAAGGAAAAUAGAACUUCUUCAGACUGAAGAGGACAACUUCCUAAGAAAAAACAAAAUGUCUCCUAAAUUGAAAAAGCUUUUUAACAUAAUUAUUUUAGGAAUUGCUUUUAUGUUUAUCUUUACUGCCUUUCAAACGUGUGGAAAUGUUGCGCAAACCGUUAUCACGAAUUUAAACAACACAAAUUUUCAUGGCAGUGGCUAUACCAGCAUGGCCAUUAUUUAUGGGGUGUUCUCUGCAUCAAAUCUUAUUUCACCUUCAGUGGUUGCUGUAGUGGGACCUCAGUUAUCCAUGUUUGUUAGCGGUCUAUUUUACAGCAUAUACAUUGCGGUUUUUAUCCAGCCUUUCACAUGGUCCUUCUACACUGCUUCUGUUUUCAUUGGGAUAGCAGCUGCUGUACUUUGGACUGCACAGGGAAAUUGCCUGACAAUAAAUUCAGAUGAAAACACUAUUGGGAGAAACAGUGGAAUUUUCUGGGCACUUUUACAGUCCAGCUUGUUUUUUGGAAAUCUUUAUAUAUACUUUGCUUGGCGUGGGAAAAUUCAUAUAUCAGAGAGUGAUCGCAGGACUGUCUUCAUUGCUCUAACUGUCUUCAGUCUCGUGGGCACAUUUCUGUUCUUUCUGAUUAGGAAAUCAGAGGAGUCAAACACACUGGAGGAGGAAGUCUCCUCCACUGAUGAAAGCACUGUAGACAACUCGUCUAUCCAAAGCAAAGCGACGAGGGCAGUGGAUGCAUUUAAGAGAUCUAUUAAACUGUACUUCACCAAAGAGAUUUUGCUCCUUAGUGUUACAACAGCUUAUACAGGUCUGGAAUUAACAUUCUUUUCUGGAGUAUAUGGAACCUGUAUUGGUGCUGUGAAUAGAUUUGGCACUGAAGAGAAAAGUCUUAUUGGACUCUCUGGUAUUUUUAUUGGCGUUGGAGAAAUUUUAGGUGGAGGAUUCUUUGGCUUAGUGAACAAAGAUAAUCGCUUUGGCAGGAACCCAGUUGUGAUGCUUGGCAUUGUGGUCCAUUUUUUAGCCUUUUAUUUAAUUUUUUACAACAUACCAAAUGAUGCCCCCAUUGCUUCCUUCAAAGGAACAGAUAAUAGUGCUUAUAUGAAUCCAAGCAAAGAGUUGGCAAUUUUAUGCAGCUUUCUGUUGGGACUAGGAGACAGCUGCUUUAACACCCAACUCCUCAGUAUUUUGGGGUUCCUUUAUUCAGAAGACAGUGCACCUGCCUUCGCUGUCUUCAAGUUUGUCCAGUCCAUCUGUGCUGCAAUCGCAUUUUUCUACAGCAACUACCUUCUUCUUCAGUGGCAGCUCCUGAUCAUGGCAGUGGUUGGGUUCUUUGGAACAAUCUCCUUCUUUACUGUGGAGUGGGAAGCAGCAGCAUUUGUCGCCCGUGGCUCUGACUACAGGAGCAUUUGAUUCAGGUGUUCCAUCAGCCUGAUGUGAGGAGAUGCACAGAAACAUAUUUAUUGAAAUGACUUGAGAAGGUGAAAAGAUCA
Caretta caretta (loggerhead turtle) is the source of this 2136-nucleotide messenger RNA. It is a transcript of the gene MFSD11, whose product is annotated as major facilitator superfamily domain containing 11. NCBI's taxonomy places the organism in Eukaryota, Metazoa, Chordata, Testudines, Cheloniidae. The record is from RefSeq and is a predicted model, not a curated record.